GAAAGCUGACGGGAGGACAUGCAGGCUCGCUACUCCGUGUCCAGUCCCAACUCCCUAGGAGUGGUGCCGUACCUCGGCGGAGAGCAGAGCUACUACCGUGCCGCUGCGGCGGCGGCCGGCGGGGGCUACACGGCCAUGCCGGCCCCGAUGAGCAUGUACUCCCACCCGGCCCACGAGCAGUACCCGGCCGGCAUGGCCCGAGCCUACGGGCCCUACACGCCACCGCCGCAGCCCAAGGAUAUGGUGAAGCCGCCCUACAGCUACAUAGCCCUCAUCACCAUGGCCAUCCAGAACGCUCCCGAUAAGAAGAUCACCUUGAACGGGAUCUACCAGUUCAUCAUGGAGCGGUUCCCUUUCUACCGGGACAACAAGCAGGGCUGGCAGAACAGCAUCCGCCACAACCUCUCCCUCAACGAGUGCUUCGUCAAGGUGCCCCGCGACGACAAGAAGCCCGGCAAGGGCAGCUACUGGACCCUCGACCCCGACUCCUACAACAUGUUCGAGAACGGCAGCUUCCUCCGCCGCCGCCGCCGCUUCAAAAAGAAGGACGCCGUCAAGGACAAGGAGGAGAAGGACCGCCUGCACCUCAAGGACCAUGCCCCGCCGCGCCCGCCGCCGCCCGCCGCCGCCGCCGAGCCCGAGGGCGGCCCCGCCGGGGGCAGCGCCGCGCCGCCGCCGCCGCCCGUCCGCAUCCAGGACAUCAAGACGGAGAACGGCACGGCCUCGCCGCCGCAGGCCGUGUCCCCCCCGGGCGCCGCGCCGCCGCUCGGCGCCGUGCCCAAGAUCGAGAGCCCCGACAGCAGCAGCAGCCUCUCCAGCGGCGGCAGCCCCCGCAGCACCCUCCCCUCCAGCCGCUCCCUCAGCCUGGAGGCCCCCGAGCCCCCGCCGCCCCCGCCGCCGCCCCCGCCGCCGCCCCACCACCACGGCCCGGGCUUCAGCGUGGACAACAUCAUGACCUCGCUGCGGGGCUCGCCGCAGGCCGCCGCCGAGCUGGGCGCCGGCCUCCUGGCCCCCGCCGCCGCCGCCCCGCGCACCGGCAUCCCGCCCGCGCUGUCCCUCGGGGGAUACUCGCCGGGACACAGCUCCGUCUACGGCUCGCCCUGCGGCCAGGCGGCCGCCGGCGCCGCCGCCGGCACCUACCACUGCAACAUGCAGGCCAUGAGCCUGUACGCGGCGGCGGGCGGCGCCGACCGGCCCGGCCACCUGCCCUCCGCGGCCGCCAGCCCCGCCGAGGACCCGCUGCCCGAGUACGCGAUGCCCUCGGGCGGCGGCGGCGGCGGCGGCGGCGGCGGGGCGGGGGGCGGCGGCGGCGGGGCGCUGGGGCACGGCGGGCUGGGCGGCGCGGCGGGCGGCCACCAGGAGGGGCACCACCCGCACCCGCACCAGGGCCGCCUGGCCUCCUGGUACCUCAACCAGGCGGCGGCGGCCGCGGCGGCGGCGGCGGCGGCGGCGGGGGAGCUGGGCCCGCUGGCGGGCGCGGCGGGCUACGCGGGGCCGCAGCAGGGCUUCGCCGCCGCCCCGAGAGAGGUGUUCGAGGCGCCGCGGCUCGGGCUGAGCGCCUCGCCGGGCGGCGGCGGCGGCGGCGGCGGAGGAGGCAGCGGGGCAGGGGGCGGCGGCGGCGGCGGCGGGGCGGGGGGCGGCGGGAGCUGUCAGAUGGCCUUCCCCGGCAGCCAGCCGCUCUACCGCACCUCCGGGGCCUUCGUCUACGACUGCGGCAAGUUCUGAGCGCGCCCCGUCGCGGGGACACCGCGGGAACUCAGCUCCGCUCCGCACCGAGCCGCCGGCCCUCGCAGCGCCCGCGGAGGGAAGCGGGCGCAUCGCGAAAAGCUUUUGUACAGAGACAGCCCCAAAGCAUGUCUUGGUUUGUUAAAGGACAGUGUUACUCCAAUAACACGUAAGUUUUGUUUUUCUAAUUGCUUUGAGAAAUACUUUUUUUUUUUCCCGCCCCCCAUCCCGCGCUCUUCCCCGUCCCUUAAGGUAUUGUCAUGCCCCGUGUUUAAAAGGGAGCGAAAAGUCCAGCGUAGAGUACCAGCUUCUUUCCCCCUCCCCUUCCUCUUCUACAAGGACUUGUUUUAAAAUGUAAAUGGCGACAUAGUAAUUUAUUUUUAAUUUGUAGUUGGAUGUUGCGGACCAAAUGCCAGAAAGUGUUUCCCCCUUUCCUGAAAAGUGACGUUAUAAUUGACUGAAACGCUGAUUUUUUUCACUAUAUAUAAAAAGGGAAACUGUAUUAAUCUUAUUCUAUCAAUAUUUUUCUUUUUUUUUUUUUUUGUUGAAAAUAUUCUGAAGGUAUUGCAUUGUUUGUUUAUUAAUAAAUUACCAUUCAGUUGGAAUGAUCCUUUACAUGUCUGUAUAUUUUAAUGCUUUCAUUUAGAGAGAGAGAGAAAGAAAGAGAGGGAAAAGGGAUUUCAUAACUGACUUUGUCGCUGGAACAGCUUGUUCCCCUCCGCACAAAUUCCAAAGACCAUUUAGGAACUGCCAGGUCGAAAAAUCCCUUUUCAGUCUCUUCUGCAAUAUGUUCCACUUAGUCAGCUCGCCUUAUCCGCUAGGAAAAAAAUACUUUCCCAUGGCAGCUCUGAGUUGGCAAAUAAACAAACACGUUUUCUUAGCAAUUAAUGGCAAGACCUGGAAACAUUUGACCAUACACAGUAGUAUGGCGACAUUAGGUUGUUUUAAAUGAUAUGCCUAUGUAAGGAUAUAUUAAGUGAUAACUCCGAGGUAGAAGUGCAUGCACUAGAUUCCAGACCAUGUGUAACUGUAUAUGUCGAGCUAUCGAUCGCUCUGUGUGUGUUUCGAAUGUAUUUAUAUCUAGGAUUUACAUAUGUACCUAUAUUUAAAGAAGGAUUACGUAUUUAUUUAUAGUUUCAUAUACGUAUUGCAUAUUUUUCUAAACUCCAGUGUAUAGCAGAUGCCAAAUAAUCUGUAGUACGUGUACUCUUAAAUAUAAUGCCAGCAUAUAAAUUACUGCUUCUUAGAAGUGAUAGCAAAGCGUGCAAUCGCAUCAGUGAAGCCGCUUCUGUAACACAUAAAGUUCUAUUUUAUUUCGGGGCCGAGGGGCAAGAGUAGUAGUGUUAAAGGGUACUUGUACAGUCUACCCUUACACCUUUACAGCUCUGCAUUACUCCCGUCCUUCAGGGACUUCACUGGUCCGCACCUCAAUUGCUCGGACAGAUUAUUUUUCAAAUAUUUUGUGGGGGCGAAUUUUUCUUAUAUAGUUGCUUGGGUGCUGUUUUGGUUUGGUUUUUCUUUCUUUUUUCUUUUUUCUUUUUUUUCUUUUUUUCUUUCUUUUUUUUUUUUUUUUUUAUUUCCUCUCCUUACCUUCCUCAGUUUUCCUCAAAUCGGAAAAAAAUAUAUAUAUUACCAGGGUAGCAAAUGAGUGCUGCACAGACUGGCACCUUGUCAGAUCAAGAAUUCUACCUUCUGGAAAAUUUACUAUUAAGAAACUACGGUCAGUGGGGAUCACCUUCCCCUUUUGUAAGUAACCACCAAAAUGCAAUAAAUCCAUUAACUUAAAAGAACCGGCCUUGUCAGUCAGACUUGGAAAUAAGUUUAUUUGAUUACAGACAUUUAAGGCCUAAAAACUGCUUUCAAGAUAAUACAGUUUCCUAUCAGAAUCUCUUAUCUAAAGGCAACACUUAGCAGUAAUUGCUGUUGCAUUGUUAAGGGUUACGCUGUAAAUAAAUACAAAGGUAUUUACAGUUCAACCUUAUUACCUCGCUUUUGAGCUGUGCUUCCUUCCAAAGCAAUAGUCCCAUGUUUAGAAAACACCUCCAGCAGAUGGAAUGAACCGGGGGGAGUGUGUCAUCUUAGAACGCGUGGGCUUAGAACACGUUUAUUUAAGUAUGGCGUAGUCUUUGCUUUUUCGUGCUAGUACCUCUACGAAGAUUACCGGGUGCCUUAUUUACGUUUAUUUGUUUGCUGAGUUGGGUAAGGGAACCUUAAACGCUCCAUCGCUCAGUUGUGGUAAAGCUGAUGAGGAGGACGAGCAAAGCUGAGCGCCUUCGCUCCAGGGACAUAUUUUAAUUUCUGCUCCCCGUUUUUCACCAGUAAAGGGAAACAAAAUGUUACCUAUUCUCGGUGGGGCUCGCUUUCUGCUCCGCAC
Molecule: messenger RNA, 4099 nt
Organism: Melospiza melodia melodia
Lineage: Eukaryota; Metazoa; Chordata; Aves; Passeriformes; Passerellidae
Gene: FOXC1
Product: forkhead box C1
Exons: 1
Coding region: 19-1725 (568 amino acids)
Biological process (GO): anatomical structure morphogenesis; regulation of transcription by RNA polymerase II; cell differentiation
Molecular function (GO): DNA-binding transcription factor activity, RNA polymerase II-specific; RNA polymerase II cis-regulatory region sequence-specific DNA binding
Source: RefSeq, a predicted model, not a curated record